CCAGUUGACAGCUUUUCAGGUGACGCAUCAUUCCAACCGCGCACACACGUGUGUUGGUCAACGUUGCAAGUCAAGCAGGGACAACCAUACAGACAGACAGGCUCAAGAUUUUGUCUGGGUCUAUCUAUGAUGGACAGACAACCCUCACACACGUGCAAAGGAAGAAAGCAACCAUGGCCAGCCAGCCGUGUGCCCCGCCCGACACAUCCCUCCCUCCCUGCAGGUCAGUCAGUGAUAGAUACCCUUGUCUCACUGCUUCUUGUCGCUGUCGUCUUUCUUGUCGCCAUCCUUCUUGUCGCCACCCUCCGCACCAGACGGACCCUCACCCUGCCCACCAUGCAGCUGCACACACAACCACACCAACCACAUCCACGGACACUUCCGUGGAGGAUGGAUGGACAGAUGCGUACCUGCUGCAGUGCCUCCCUGAUGCGGGGGUCGUUGACGUCGACGCCCGGCAGGCUCCCCAACAUCUGACCUCACACACACACACGCACAUGCAUAGAGGAUCGGCGGCAUGACAUCCUUGUCUGCUUCUGUGUGUACCCGCUCCACGAACGCGGGAUCUUGAAACAUGGCAUCCCCCCCAGCACCGGCAGCACCCCCAGCACCAGCACUUGCAGCAGCGGCAGCGGCGGCGGUCUGGCCCUCACCGCCACCACCAGCGGCAGCAGCACUUGCUGAGGCACCUGCCGACCCAAUGACACACACACAGGCAAAGCGUCGUGAGAAAGAGAGAAAGAGAGAGAAAGAGAGAGAAAGAGAGAGUGCCGCGCAUGUGUGUGUGCGCACCUGCAGCAGUGGCAGCGGCAGGUGCAGCGGGCUGCUCCUCCUGCUUGGCCUGCUCCAUCGGCACGUCUGCACACACACACAGAUAUGAACAGCAUGUGCAUCACCUCGCACCCGUCACCGCUGCCAGCCUCCCUACCAGCGGCCGGCGGUGCGGCGUCUUCCUGCAGCGACAGCAGCAGCGCCUGACGCAACUCGUCGUCAACACCUGCUUAGAAAUAUGGACACACAUGUGUGUGUGAGGCCGUGAUGUCCAUGCGCACGCACACACAGGAAUGAAGCAGACGCACCUUCCAUGGCCUCGAUCUCUGCACGCGUCAUGGCGCGGUCGGCUGAUGUGUCCGCUGGUGCCGCCGGGGCAGCUGUAGAACGAGAAAAGAACACAUUCACGUAUGUUUGUGCUGUGAAUGAGUGAACACGCUCACUCGUACCUGCGGUCUGUGCCUGUGUCUGCCCCUCCUGUGCUGUGGCCGUGGCUGUGCCGCCCUCUUGUGCAGGCUGUUGCUCCUGCUGCUGCUGCUGUUGGCCGGCUGGCGCAUCUGAGGGGACACGUGUAUGUAUCCUCCAUCAUGUGGGUGAGUGUUGGUGGUGUGGGUAUGGGUAUGAGGGCAGUCGACUCACUGACCUUCCUGUCCCUUUUGCUGUCUGCUUCUCUCCUCCUCGAGCGAGAUGCGCAGCGCCAUGUACAACUCGGGAUCUGCACUCACACACACGACGACACAACACACCAUGACACACACACUCCAUCCACUCAUGAGUGUGUGUGGUGUGUGAGGAGAUACCGACCUGCGUUUGGGUCGACGCCGAACUCGUUGGCGCCGCCCCCGCCAGUCGCAGCACCGCCCGGCACACCUGCGCACACACACACAGACAGGCGCAGUGUGUGCGAUCGGUCUGUGUGCUUGAGGACAUCUGCGUGUCGACCGACGUACCUCCUCCUUCAGUGUCCAUGGGAACGCCGUCCUCGCCGCCGGACAUCUCGACUGAGUCAACAGAUAGAACCCUGUGUGCGUGUUGUGGUUGUGCGUACUGAUGGGCGAUGACAGCAGGUAGUCCGACAAGAUGCGAUCAGAGGGCACCUGUGCAAGGACGCGCCGACACACAGGUGAGCGCAUUUCUUCCCCUCUUUGCUGUGUGUAUCUCUGUCCCUAUGUCCCUCUGUGUAUAUGUGUUUGUACCUCCACCAGGUGGGAGUUGUUGUUGCUGUCGACAGUGGCGAUCAGCUUGGACAACUUGGCGCUGUUGGGCUGCGUAUCGCCUGCAUGCACACACACGUGCAGCCACAGACAAGACCCCCACACAGACACGUUCCAUCUCUUUCUGUCUGUCUGUCUGUCUCUGUGUGUGUGCGUCUGGUGGGAGGUGCACCGAACGAGAUGAGGUCCAGCGCGACGUUGUUCUUCUUCAGGUUCUUGCCUGCGCAGAAAUGCGCACACAGACAGACAGAUGAAUAUUCACGUGUCUGUGUCUGUGUCUGUGUGUGGGGAGGGAGACUACCGAUGGUCUCGAGUUGCUUCUCCGUGGCCUCGACGGGCGAACCGAUGAAACACACUGAUGACGACACGCGAUACACACACACACACCUGGGUGUGUGUAGACAGACAAGUGUGUGGGUACCGAUGCGCUGCUUCUGGUUCUUGUUGGGCCGAUGCUUCAAAGCCAGCUGCACACACACAUUCAUGCCUUCCUGUACAGAGGCUGCUGCGCUGCGCUGCGCAGACGCACCUGUGCGGUCUGGAUGCCUCGCAGGAAAUCGCUCGUCCCGGCAAUCGAUAUCUGCACUCAGUGGACACGAACCAUCACACGCACACACACGCUGCAUACAUUUCUUGACUCGGCUGCUCGUCGUCACCUCACCUGGCUGAGUCCGCUGAGCAUCUUGCCGAGGUCAACCGUGGGCGUCACGCGCACCUCAACGCUGCACACACACACACACACAUGCACACGGGGACACAUACGAGUUGUCUUGUGUUGUAUUAGGUGGUGUUGUUGCGUCAAGGUCGCGCACCGUUCGCCAGCCAUGGUCAUGAUGCCGACAGAGUUCUCCGGGUGCUGCUGCGUCUUGGCGCCACAUAUCAAAUUCGCACUGUCCAACUGAUGGAUGUAAGGACAAUACACACAGCCAUACACAACAAAGAGUCACCCAGAACGAGGCCCUUGUUUGGUGCACAUCUCUCUCCCUCUCUCUGCCCUCCCUCCCUGCGCCAGCCCACAUCCAUCUACCUGUGCUUCGAAUCGCGUCGGGCUCACGUCACCAUUGCGCGUGUACUCACUGUUGUCUGGUGGCAGGGAGGGAAGGACACAGACAGACAGACAGACAGACAGACAGACAGGCAGGCAGACAGACAGACAAGAGAUGCCGGCGCAAUCAACACACGUGAUCACGUCUAUGCCGGGUGCAUCUCUCUCUGCCUUUCUGGGUUGUGAGCGUGCGUACCGAUGCACAGCAGCGUCGCCUCCAGCGGCAUCUUGUCUUGGUCAAAUCAGGCACUGCUUGCCUCUACACACACGCACAGGCAUCCCCAGAGAGAGACAGACUCAGAUGCAGGCCACCCAGACCGACUUUUUCGCCCGUUUCUUGCUUCAUUACCGGUGUGUGCACUCUCUGCGAACCGCACAAGCCCGUCAGCAGCCAAGAAACCGAGACUCGCCUUAGGAGAUCG
Messenger RNA from Vitrella brassicaformis, 3452 nucleotides. The record is from the annotation of a GenBank genome assembly. NCBI's taxonomy places the organism in Eukaryota, Vitrellaceae.